AUGUUGCACAUGUCUGCAAAGAGGGUGGUGCAUCCCUACUCACCACCAAAGCGGAGUGACGGUCACACCUGUUCAAUGUUGCUGGUUUCUCUCAAUUCUCCUCUAGCCUCCCUUUUAAGCUUCUGGCACCUGGCCACCACUGCCCAUGUGACCGUGACCACCGAGUCAGUGCCACCCCUAGUGGCAAAAGGAGAUGACGUCCUUGUCCUUGUCCACAAUCCACCAGAGAAUGUUCAAAUCUUUGCCUGGUUCAAAGGGCUGACAAAUAUGAAAGAUGCAAUUGCAUUAUACGGAGUGUUCAACAAUGUUAGUGGGCCAGGGCCUGCGCACAGUGGUAGAGAGACAAUAUAUCGCAACGGAUCCCUGCUGAUUGAAAACCUCACCAAGAAGGACACGGGAUUCUACACCCUGCGGACCUAUGAUGAACAUAUAAAAGUUAUAACGACAACAUCCACAUACCUCCAUGUGCAGGAUUUCCUUUGGAACUGUGGGCGCCAUGCCACCUCCGCCCAGCCCACUGUUGAAUCAGUGCCUCCCAGCGUUGCUGAAGGGGGGAGUGUUACUCUACUCAUUCACAAUCUCCCAGAGAAUCUCCAAGGCUUUGUCUGGUUCAAAGGAAUAUCUGUGUUCUGGGAACACGAGAUUGCCCGAUACACAAUAGGCAGAAGUUCAAGUGAUACAGGGCCUGCGCACAGUGGCAGAGAGACAUUGAACAGUGAUGGAUCCCUGACGAUUCACAACGUCACUCGGAAUGACACCGGACUGUACACCCUACGACUUAUGAGUACAGAUAUGAAAAGUGAGGAAGCACAUGCCCAGCUCCAAGUGGACAAGUACGUAGAACGACCCUUUGUGCGAGUCACUAACAGCGUGGUCUCGUCACACAGAUGUGUGAUCUUCACCUGUGUUUCGCCCGACACUGACGUCUCCAUCCGUUGGUUCUUCAAUAACCAGCACCUGCGUCUUUCAAGGAGGAUGACUCUGUCUCCGACAAAGUGUGGACUGAGAAUAUGUCCUGUACGGUUGGAGAAUUUUGGAGAGUAUCAGUGUGAGGUCUCCAACCGAGUCAGUUCCAAGACCAGUCUCCCAGUCUUGUUUGAGUGA
This is a messenger RNA of Phodopus roborovskii (desert hamster), 1104 nucleotides long. Its product is annotated as carcinoembryonic antigen-related cell adhesion molecule 3. The record is from RefSeq and is a predicted model, not a curated record. Bases 1 to 1104 code for a protein of 367 amino acids. Lineage: Eukaryota; Metazoa; Chordata; Mammalia; Rodentia; Cricetidae. The transcript has 3 exons. Gene Ontology annotation, cellular component: external side of plasma membrane. Gene Ontology annotation, biological process: T cell activation.